AUGUCCCUCGGGGGGACCACAGGCGACAACACGCGCCUGCUUCGGAAGGCUCCAGAGGAGGAGGAGGAUGAUGAUGAGGAGGAGGAGGAGGCGAUGCAGGCGGAGGGCGUGCGGGAGGUGGCCGUGGCAUCUGGCCUGGAGGUGCUGUACCAGGAGACCCCCAACUACCGCGGAGCGGCGGCCGAGGCUGACCGCAUGAUCGAGCCAAGGGAGACGGCUAGGCAUGCCUGGCGAGUGCCAGACCUGGGCGUAGAGCCUGUUGCUAGUGCUGCAGAGGAGGCGGUUACUGAGGGGGAGCUCAAGCUGCUUGCAAUUCUGAAAAUCGAGGCACUUGAGCCUGCUGAGCUGAGCAAAGCCAGUAGGAAGCAGGCGGAUGCGGGUGUUGCUGACGUUCAGAUGAUGCAGGCAGGAGAGCUGCGUGAGGGACGCAGGGAGAUGCGUGAGGGAUGA
Molecule: messenger RNA, 450 nt
Organism: Closterium sp. NIES-65
Lineage: Eukaryota; Viridiplantae; Streptophyta; Zygnematophyceae; Desmidiales; Closteriaceae
Source: the annotation of a GenBank genome assembly